Oxyura jamaicensis (ruddy duck) is the source of this 2303-nucleotide messenger RNA. RefSeq names its product olfactomedin 4 (gene OLFM4). Gene Ontology annotation, biological process: signal transduction. Lineage: Eukaryota; Metazoa; Chordata; Aves; Anseriformes; Anatidae. The transcript has 6 exons. The record is from RefSeq and is a predicted model, not a curated record. The coding region runs from base 295 to 1698 and encodes 467 amino acids.
CGGCAAAGUGAUGCAGUUGGAUGCAGAACCUCCUGCCAGUGUCAUGCCACAAGCUUCCAGAACUCAUUUGUCAGAGAUUUCAGGUUCUCUUGGUAUCUAUGGAUGGUGAGAGUUACUUCCCAUUUCUAAGCAACAUGUGGAGCAGUGUUACCUCCAUUAAAAUCAAAACUAGUGAGUUGAGGAACUUUAAUUGCAUUUUAAAGGUGAAGGGAGAGACUUUCUACUUUAAUUCAGAGUUUAAAACCUGGUAUAUAAGGAAGGUGAAGAUACAUUUUUAAGUAAACAACUGAAGAGAUGAAAUCUACUCCUCUUAUCGAUACAACUCUUCAGUAUCUGAGUCAGCCUAGGGAGACAACUGCCAGCCACCUGCGCAUGACCCCAGAGCUCUUUGCCAAUGUGUCUGGCUCUCUGGAUGACCGUGGAAACUGUCAGUGCUCUGUGUACUUGCCGGAUACCACCUUUCCCGUGCAGAAGGCUGAGCAAUUGCAAGUGAUAGCCACAACGCUUGUGGAGAAAUUUGAGAGAGAGCUUUCUCAGGUUAAAGAGUACUCAAAAAGGAUUGAACUGUAUCAACAGAAAAUUCUUAAUCUAACCAUCAGAGUGGAGCACAUGGAAAAGACAAGUGUAUCUUACACAGAACUGGACUUCCAGUUACUGAAAGUGGAAAUAAGUGACCUAGACAGACUGGUCACUCAGCUGAAAUCCACUGUUGUUGGAAGCAAUGUCAUCGUUGAUCAAAUAUAUUUGGAGAUCAGAAAUCUGACUAUACUAGUAAAUGAAUUAGAAUCAUUGGACAAAAACAAUAUCCUUGCAAUUCGUCAACAAAUUGUGUCUCUUCAAAAUCGAUUGAAGGAGUGUGAGGAGAGCAGAAACCAAACGACAGUACCCCCUUAUUUCCCACCAGGUAGCUGCAUUCAUGGUGGACUGCUGAAUGUUAGCCAGCCCUAUGUAGUAAAGCUGAACUGGAGAGGAUUUUCCUACAAAUAUGGUUCCUGGGGUAGAGAUUACUCUCCCUCUGAACCAGAGAAGGAAGUCUAUUGGGUUGCACCAUUGAAUACGGAUGGAAGAUACUUAGAAUAUUUUAGAAUUUAUAACACCUUUGAUGAUUUGCUGCUGUUUAAACCCUUGUACGAAAGAAGAAUAACGUAUGGACAAGGAAGUGGUGCUGCUCUUUAUAAUAAUUUUAUGUACUAUCAUGCUUAUUCUUCAAAAAACAUAGCGAAGUACGAUAUAACAACAAACAGAAUAGUUUUGAGCAAGGCACUUCCAAAUGUCGCUACUGAUAACCGUUUCUCAUAUGCAGGUGUAUCAUGGCAAGACAUGGAUUUUGCUGUAGAUGAAAAUGGGUUAUGGGUAUUAUAUUCAACAGAAAAUAACAUGGGCAACAUUGUGAUUAGCAAACUCAAUGAGACCACACUUGAUGUGAUAAACACUUGGCAGACAAGACAGUACAAGCCAUCUGUUUCUAAUGCUUUCAUGCUAUGUGGUGUUCUGUAUGCCACAAGGACAAUGAACACUAGGAAAGAGGAAAUCUUCUACAUGUAUGACACAAGUACUGGCCAAGAAGGUCGUGUUAGUAUCAUCAUGGAUAAAAAGUUAGAUACAAUCCAGGGUAUUUCUUAUAGCCCCACAGAUCAGAAACUGUAUGUUUACAAUGAUGGUUACCUUCUAAGAUAUGACAUAACUUUUCAGCAUUAGUAUGUCAAUGACAGAAGCAUUUGAUAGAACUGGCAGCAACUAAAAGAAGAGAUCUGAUAUACCUUUAGACAAUGUUAUCACCACUUUAUGGUUCAUCUAGUCUGAGAUACUGUAUUUGUGGGUGUUACAUAUAUUACUUUAAUUACUGUCCUUAAAAAUUUCCUGCUCCAAUUAGUUGUAUUACUGGCAGCAAUGUUUGGCAAUACUGGGUUCUUCAGGUUUUGAUUGGUGUUUAUUGGUGCUUGGUGCUUUAAAACUGUCCUGCCUAAGGGUAGAUUUACUGCAUAGAUUUAGUGCAUUUUGUUCACAGAAGUUCAUGGAUACAGCCUAUCCACUGACUGAGAAGCUAAUUAACCACUGAUAUGCACAGCUGUAACACAGACAAGGCACUCAGAAACUGAGAAUGAAUUUUCACUGAUCUUCAUGAGAGUAAAAUGAAACCUCAGUGAAACUAAUAGAAGCCUUAAAAUAAUAUAGGAAAUGGGACUUGGUCUGAAGACAGCAACCUAUUUGUUAGGUGGAUGCAGCAGAAGCUGGCUCAAAGCUUCCGGAGAGGGGUUAAAAAUGCACUUUGCUCUUUGAAGUCCUGCCAUGGGAAGUGAAAA